UCACCGAGCAUUCUAUCACGGUGAUUCGUUGUGAAUGCGUUGUCCUUCGUUAACGUGUCUCGCGAAAGUGUUAGUCAACCACUCGUGUUUGUUUUAAUCGUAUUCUAAGUGAGUUAAUGUGUGGAUCCCAAUGUCGUCCACAGGAAAAUUCACCUCAGACGAGAUCCUGGGCGAGUCAUGGGUGGAAUUGAAUCUCGUGCCCGACAGGGUAACACCGUUACCGUUCAGUAGUGGUGGAGAAGAAUAUUUGCGACUUCUUAGGGAAGCGCAAAGGGAUUCUCUGCCCUCGUCCGCUAGGCAUUCUUUGGCAUCUUCCCGUAAAGGCACGCCGAGAGAUAGCCCAAAGAGUCCUCCGAACAGUCCGAACACAGAAUUAUCUACCGAAGAUGAGCUCAAAGGAGUCUAUAUAAAUUACUGCUGCAACAAGGAAGCCGCCGAGCUUUUGGAGAAGAACACCGAUUGGAUUUACGAAUGGAGCUCGCGUCCAGAUCAAGCACCACCGAAAGACUGGAAGUUCAAGCAUCCUCAGAGAGUGAAUAAAAAGAAAUCUUAUAGCAUUCGUACGACAAAAGUGGGCAAGGUUGGGUUGUUCUCAAAAGAGGUCCUUUAUACUCUUUUUAUCACAAACAUUCUCUCUGUCUUGGUUGGAGCUGGCCUGGGGGUUUGGUUGUCCAGGCGAGGAUCGAUAACGUCCAGCGUGACCAUCGAAUGAAAGAAAAGAACAGUCAGGGACGCAAGAGUCAGGAUUGCUGCGCUAGAGUUUGCAAGAAAACGGAGUAAUGAAUUGUCGUUUAUGUGGAGCCGCUAGAAAGACUGAAAUGCCAAGAGAUAAAGGGUCGAUUGAGCCUAACGAAACACGCAACAUAUUGUUUCGAUUACCACAAUUUAAUAUUAGCACUUUUUAUUCUAUUCUUCCUUGUCCGAAAGAAACUUAACGGUAUACUUAUUGAAACGCCGUAUUAUUGUGUAAAGUGUGAGUCAUAUGCGAUUAUGCGAUUAAACGAGAAAACGAUAAAAAAAAAAAAAGAAAAAGAUACGAAGAAAAGAAAAAAAGAUUAUAAUAUGAUUUAUAUAUUCAGUGUUAUUGAGAAGGUGAAAAAGUCCAUUUUAUACCGUUUGUAAUGCGUUUCUAUCAGUGAUAGUCUAUAGGUAUAGCCUGGGUAGUAUUUAUCGAUAAUAAUAAUUAUUAGUCAUUAAUUAAACAAAAAAUAAAGGUUUGAGAGAAAGAGAGAAAGAGAGAGAGAGAGAGAAAGAGAGAAGAACGUAAUAAAGAAUGUUUGUGCAAGAAGAGAUUUAUCGCUUUAUGUAUGAUGAUCCAAGAAGAUUAAUCUAUGAAACAAAAGAAAAAGCACGAAGGCUUUUUGCAGUGAGAGAACAAUAUACACAUAGUAACAGUUACACCUCCGUUUAGAUUACGAAUGCCCUACUGUAUUGAGUUUUGUGUUGUUAUAUCAAAUACCUUUAUUGUUGGGAUGAAUCCGAAAAAGUGUCUUUUGCCAUUUAUUUCGGAGUGCAAUGUGAAAGAAAAAGUAGGCGUUGUAUUUAAUUAAUGAAAAUUCAUCUUUUUACAAAAUUGCAAGCAGCAACUGCUAUAAGUUUUAAUAACGUAUGAUACAAUUGCUUAAGUAACUGAGAAAAGUUAAUAAUUAUCGUUCGAUUCUCAUACCUUUUGAUUUUGUAAAGUUAAUAUUCUAAAGAUGGUGUAUAGGAAAGAGUAUAAUACAGCAUGUUCUAUUGAUAUUUCUUUGAUUUUAGGUAUGUAUAAUGUAUGUUUUGAAUACCUGACGGAAAUUUUAUACGGCAUGAAUACUUUAAUAUUAAACAAUGGAUAAGGAUUUUUGAAAAGUAGUGAUAAGCAGAUGAUAAAAAAUAAUGAAAAAAAAAAGAAAUAAUACAAAAAUAAGGUAAAAUGUAAUAUUGUAUGAUCCGAUAAAUUUUAUUUAUAAUCGAAGAAAUGGUCUGUAACUUUCGUAUUACAAGGUCUUUCGAAGGGUUUAAGUUUUUAUUUCAUUGAAAGAUAAGCAUAUUAUUAAUUUAUAAUUUUAUGUGUUAAAAAAAGUUUCAAUUUUUUCGUAUAAUUAAUAUACGAGUCGCUUUGCGCAUUAGCACAAUGUGUGAUUUGUAUUCGAUUAUUACGAAAUAAAAGACUCGAUAUUAAUCGUAUCACGUUGACGAUUUUUCGAUAUAACGUUUUUCACAGAAUAUGAUAUAAAUAUAUACAUAUGUAUUAAGUGUAAGAUGAUGUAUAUUAUAAGAAUAAUACGUAAUCAAUGUAAGUAGAAGUUAGAAUUGCAAGUCUUUUGUAUUUUCAAUAUAAUUCUAUAUAUUCUA
This is a messenger RNA of Bombus pyrosoma, 2331 nucleotides long. It is a transcript of the gene BNIP3, whose product is annotated as BCL2/adenovirus E1B 19 kDa protein-interacting protein 3. NCBI's taxonomy places the organism in Eukaryota, Metazoa, Arthropoda, Insecta, Hymenoptera, Apidae. Gene Ontology annotation, cellular component: nucleus; mitochondrial outer membrane; mitochondrial envelope. Bases 131 to 712 code for a protein of 193 amino acids. The transcript is spliced from 6 exons. Gene Ontology annotation, biological process: positive regulation of apoptotic process; mitochondrial outer membrane permeabilization. The record is from RefSeq and is a predicted model, not a curated record.